This is a messenger RNA of Caenorhabditis remanei, 330 nucleotides long. RefSeq lists its product as uncharacterized. NCBI's taxonomy places the organism in Eukaryota, Metazoa, Nematoda, Chromadorea, Rhabditida, Rhabditidae. The record is from RefSeq and is a predicted model, not a curated record. Bases 1 to 330 code for a protein of 109 amino acids. The transcript has 2 exons.
AUGUCUUUGACUGCCGAUCCACCAGCAUGCACUGUUCCAGCAGCCGGAGGAGCUUCUACUCACAAGCUUGUCAAUGGAGGAGCUGAUAAGCUCAUCUUCAAGAUCAAGUCUUCGAACAACAAUGAGUACCGUAUCACUCCAGUGUUCGGAUUCAUUGAUCCAUCUGGAUCAAAGGAUAUCCAAAUCACUCGUACUGCUGGAGCACCGAAAGAAGACAAACUUGUCAUUCAUUUCGCCAAUGCACCAGCUGAUGCAACUGAUGCUCAGGCUGCAUUUGCUUCAGUCACUCCUGCUGGAACUGUCACUAUUCCAAUGUCGGCUACUGCUUAG